Molecule: messenger RNA, 5087 nt
Organism: Thamnophis elegans (Western terrestrial garter snake)
Lineage: Eukaryota; Metazoa; Chordata; Lepidosauria; Squamata; Natricidae
Product: cytochrome P450 2F3-like
Biological process (GO): xenobiotic metabolic process
Cellular component (GO): intracellular membrane-bounded organelle; cytoplasm
Molecular function (GO): heme binding; oxidoreductase activity, acting on paired donors, with incorporation or reduction of molecular oxygen, reduced flavin or flavoprotein as one donor, and incorporation of one atom of oxygen; iron ion binding
Source: RefSeq, a predicted model, not a curated record
CCUCCCCCGCCCCCUCCCCAUUCUGCCCUUCCUGCCCCUUGGGGCCUUUUCUCUCCAGCAAAGACCCUCCCAGGCGGGAAAAGUCUCUUUCUCCUGGACCAUGGCCAGUCUGCCCCUCCAUGACUCUGUUUGAAAGUGGGCUACGAAGACAAGAGGGUGGGGCUUCCCCAACUAGCCACUGCAUUCAACUGGUGGCCCUGGCAGCCCAGCCCCCAACCCUACCCUGAACUCUGGCCAGAGGCUCAGAGAAACAGGCUGGCCAAGUGGUGCUUGGCUCUCUUCAUCAGGAAUAAAGCAGGUGGCAGGAACCCAGACGGUGAUAGGAAGAAGGCCAGCAUCCCAAAGAUGCUUUCCCAAAAGGCAACUGGACUUUCUUGAUUUUCAGUUCUGACCAAAGAACUGAAGAAGCUUCUUGGAUGAGAAGGGAAAUGUUUUCAAGGAAAAGCCCAGGAAAGGCCUGUUGCCUUUUAGAAACCUUUGGGAUAACCAUGACUUGUCCUGGAGGAAUGAGCAUCUCCCUAGACGCCUGUGUCAGUGGUGCAUGUGUCUGUGUGUGUAAAAGAAUACAAGGAGUGAGGAAGAGGAGGCUGCAUCAGCCUCCAUUGGAAUCGUCCCUCUUUCCCUGCUCUGGUCAGUUCCCCCUCUGGGCUCUUCUUUCUUUCUCCCGUUCUUGUUUUAUUUGUUUGUUUAUAUAACAUAUAAAAUUCAGUUUCAAUCAAACUAUGUGUUGUCUAGGCACAAUUAUUUUUAGGCAAUCAUAAUCAAGAUGUUUACUGUCAUAUUCAUCACAAUAAUAUUAAUACUAUAAUAAUAAUAAUAAUAAUAAUAAUUCUUAUUUAACAAAUCUCUUUUAUGCCACUGAUCCUUUUUAUAUCCCCAUAUUACUAACUUCUGUUUUUAUUAUCCAGCCUUUGGUAAAAUAAGUCCCAUAUCAAGAAAUAUUCAGUUUCUUCUUCAUCCUUAAUAGCAAGCAUAAGUCGAUCCAUCUCUGCACAUUCUAAUAUUUUCCAAAUUACACUCUCAUCUGUCGGGAUCCCAUUGUUUUUCCAUUGUUGUGCAAAUAUAAUUCUGACUGCAAUUAAUACAUAUAAAUCAAAUAUAUCUUCCUUUAUAAUAUUUUUCCAGCAGGAUGCCCAAUAAAAAUAUUUCUGGUUUCAAGUCUAUAUGCUGCUUUAUCAUUUUUUCCAACCAAGCCAAUUUUUGGGGGGCUUUUGGGCACGUCCACCACAUAUGAUAAUAGGAACCAGGUAUCUGGUUGCAACAUUUAGAGGCUCUGUCUUUAAACAUUUUUGCCAGUCUUGUUGGUGCAAAAUGCCAUUUAUAAAGCAUUUUAUACAAUUUCCUUUAUAUACAGUUGAGAUUGUCAAUUUAACAUUACUAUCCCACAGUUUCUGCCAUUUAUCCAGUUCUAUUGCAUAUCCAACAUUUUUAAGCCCAAACUAUCAUUGUCUCCUUUACCUGCCCACUUUCCAGUUUGAUACUUAAUAUGUUUUCUUCACCUGUUUUUCAUCCAUUCCCGUUAAUAUCUGGUCCAGUUCUGUACAUUCUUUAUUAAAGCCAUACAUUUUAGCCUCUUUCUCAUGUGGAGAUUGUAUCUGCCUUCGUGGCCACCAGCCGAUGUCCGUCCCUGAGCCGAGCUGUUUCCAUGACCCAAACCAGGUGACCUCCUGAGCUGCAGACCUUCUCCGUGGCUGGCUGCUCCGUUCCAGGCAGCCGAAAAGGGGCCUCCUCCUUCUGCACUGCCAGAGCCCAGAGGAGGCUCGUCCUCCGCGCUCUGCCUGAAUUGGCUGCGGCCCUUUCCUUCUGGGAAAUGCAACUUCUGGCCUUUUUCCAAGUGGGGGACAAGCCAACGGUUUGUGGAUCAUGGGUUGUGGAACUCCAGCGGAUGACUUAGCCGCUUUGGGCCCUUAUGGGACAAUGCAGUUUAUUUCUUUGGAUUUAGGAAGCAACGGAAUCGUGGAAGUUUCGUUUCGGUAAUCAUGGUUUAAGAUUUGCCCUGUUGUAUGAAUUCGGCCUUUGGGUUGUGGUUUCCUUAAAAAUUAAAAUCGGUUUAUUCAUCUUAAGGAAUCUCUCUAACCUUUGCUCUUAGCAAAAUUUGCCAAGAUUGAAUUAAAAAAAUCACUUUGACCAAAUGACCACUCAGUGAGUGGACCCUCCUUCUCCUUGCCACUGGGCUGGAUGAGAUGACGUCCCCAGGUGGCUGGCCAAAAUUGAGGUGCGUAUCUCGUAAAGGAUAACCAACGUGGAAAGUGCCAGUAGGUCUCUUCUGUCCGUGAAGCAGCAGAGGCUUCCGGCUGCCUGGGACGAAGCCACCCUGGGGGUCCCAGCAGGAGAGGGAGCUUGUGGUUCAAUCUGCAGCCCCUGAAGGGAGCUGAAAGUCGUAGCCGGAUGGAUGUAAGCAUCACCUUUUCUUUCCCUCCUCUUCUCUCUUUUCCCAGCCAACGGCUGCCAUUAUGGCCACUGUGUUUCUCUCCAGAUUCCCAGGCUCUCUAACAUGGAGCUGGUCCCUCCUUCACGUUGGUGCUGGUGCGCUGCUGCUGCUGGUGCUCUGGGUCUCCUUCAGGUUAAAUGGGAGGAAGAGGGGAAUGAAAGGUCCCCUGCCCCCUGGGCCCCCCACUCCCCAUCCUGGGAAUUUCCUCCAGCUGGACCGGAAGAAUCUGGUCCAGUCCCUGAUGAAGAUGGGCGAGGAGUACGGGCCGGUGUUCACCGUCUUCCUGGGACUGCAGCGGGUCGUGGUCUUGUGUGGCUACCGAGCCGUGAAUGAGUCUGUGGACCAGGCGGAGAGUUUCAGUGGCGAGGGGCAGCUGCCUUCCUUCUCCAAGGACUUCAACCACCAUGGGAUCGUGUUUGCCAUGGGCCACGCUGGCAGCAGCUCCGUCGCUUUCUCCCUCACCAUCUUGAGGACCCUUGGGAUGGGCAAGAGGUCCACUGAAGAGCGGAUCCGAGAGGCCCAGUGCCUGGUGGAGGAGCUCCGAAGACAUAAGGUACACGGUUCCCCUGCCUCUUCUCCAGGGACGCCCCUCGACCCCACCUUCCUUCUCAGUCGAGCCGUCUCCAACGUCAUCUGCUCCGGGUUUGGGAAUCGGUUCAAGUACAACGAUGAAAAAUCUCGGUUGAACAAGCUGAUAAUGGAGCGCUUUCGCAUUGCAAGCUCAACCGAAGCCACGCUCUACAACAUCUUUCCGGAGAUCAUGGAGAGGAUCCCUGGAGCGCAUCACGCAGGCAACAGGUGCUCCCAGCAGAUCAUCGGCUUCAUAAAGGAGAGGAUCCACAUGCAGCAAGCCUCACUUGAUCCUUCUGCCCCUCAAAAUUAUAUUGAUUGUUUCUUGGCAAAGAUGGAGCAGGAAAAGCAGAACCCAGAUUCUGAGUUCUGCAUGGAGAAUUUGGUGAUGGCCACUUUCAACCUCUUUCUUUGCUGGCACAGAAACCAUCGGCACACCCUGAGAUACGGCUUCCUCAUCCUGAUGAAGCACCCCCAGGUCCAAGAAAAGCUCCAGGAGGAGAUCGACCGAGUGAUCGGGGCCGGCCGCUCGCCCUCGGCUGAGGACAGGAGGCAGAUGCCCUACACGGAGGCAGUGCUGCACGAGAUCCAGAGGUUCAGUGACAUCCUGCCCAUGGGCCUCCCCCAUGCCGUCACUCGAGACACCUGCUUCAGGGGAUAUGCCAUCCCGAAGGGGACCUACAUCUACCCCUUGCUCAGCACGGUGCACUACGACACUGAGCAUCACAGCAGCCCUGAGAACUUCGACCCCGGGAGAUUCCUGGACAGCGACGGCUGUUUCAAGAGGGCAGAGGCCUUCAUGCCUUUCUCAGCAGGGAAGCGGCUGUGCCUGGGAGAGGGCCUGGCCCGCAUGGAGCUCUUCCUCUUCCUCACCACCAUCCUGCAAGCCUUCACUCUCACCUCACCGGUGUCCCUGGCAGAGAUCAGCAUUGUGCCCGAUGCCAGUGGUGUCAGCCGUGUACCCAUGAGAUACCAGCUCUUCAUGGUACCUCGCCAAGCUUGAUAGUCUGCUUCACCCAUGCAGUUUCCCUUCUGCCGCACUCUUCAAACGCCCAGAGGGAGGGAGGGAGGGAGGCUGCGAGAUCCUUCAGCAGGGCAAUUAUUGGGAGCGAGUCCCUGUGACAGCACCCAGUGCUGUGAAUAGAAAAGUGUCUCCGUGGCUCCUCCUCGGGGCUCCCUGAGCACCUGGACACUUUCCUUGCAGACCCCAACUGGGCAACACCUUCAGUGCCGCUCCGGCAUAGCCGGGCCGUGAAACCUCUGCAAGGAACCCCCAGGUGGGGCACCGAGAGGGAGCCCACACCUUCCGGCUCCCUUGAGGGCACAUGGUGCAGCAGCUGCUUCCCCCUGCAAUUGCCCCCCAAAUCAGGAAGCUGAUGGGGGACUCGUCCCUGGAGUUCAGGGGCUGGGAUGGCAGCGUUGGGUCUGUGAAGCCGAGAAGGGCACUGUUUCCAAAGAGGCAAACCGAGUCACGCUUUCUGCGCAGGUGAGCCCUUUCCCCACAGCUCCCAAACAAAGGAACAAACAAAAUGCUUGGAAUAAAAAGUGCUUCAGUAACGCCAGUCUCUGUUUUCACUUUGUCCCCAUUGGGAGGGAGCCCAGCGGGCAACAGCUGGCCCUGAGGAUGCCCACAAGGGAGCAGCUUCUCUCGGGGGUGGCAGGCGAGAGAAGGGGAAAGUCUUGGUCUUCCCAGCCCCACCUGAGGCCUUGGGGAGGAUGCUGGCAGCUUCGCUUUCACCAAGGACAUUCCAGGCCUUCAGCAGCUCUGCCCUCCUUGGGUGCCCAGGGCAUGAAAGCCAUCCAGGCAGCACCAGGGGCAGAGCCCUGUGCCCUUCGACCACCCUCCCCCUUCAAGGAAAGGGCUGGGCUUUUGCUCCUUGGGGGCAGAGCCUGAACUAACAGCCUCAGAGGGGGAAGCAGAGCUUGGGGGGGGGGGAAAGGCUGGAUGGGGAGGGAACAGGGUCCGCCUUGGCCCUGGCAGAGAGAGGCCAGGAGGUGCCUUGAGUGCCAGCAGACAUUUGGGGAGGAGGAGACAGACAUCCCCAUCUGGGUCUAGGGAGGGUGGGCCGAUGGGCAGAACACGGGC